UCCCAAAAGAAUCCGCCAAAAGCAAAAUUCACAAGACAACAAUUAGUUGCGUCAAUCGAUCACUUCUCAAUGAUCACUAAAAUCGAUCAAAAACGAACGUUUUUCUAUUUUUAUCACUUUAACAUUAGCUUUAAAGAAGAUUUUACACAAACUUCGGCAAAUUGCCCUAAAUUAACUUUUGUCGAAUUACCCAUUUGUAUUUUGGUGAAAUGUAAUGUAAAUUGUUGUUUUGUAAACUUCGUUUUGUAAAAAAAUUUACUAUUUAAACUUACUUUUGUGAACUUUCAUUUGGCCACAAAACUGAUCAGUUUCUUUAUUUUUAACAUUUUUUAAGUUUAUUUUUAGUUAAAAAAUAGUUUAAGUCUGAAAUUUAACAAAUUUAAAAAUGAUUUUUGACGACGACGAUGAUGAUCCUCAAGAAUACGAGGAGAACGAAGACAUGCAACAUCCAAUGGAACAGGACGACGAAGAUGAUGAACAACAAGAGAUGCAGCAACAUUUGGAUGACGAUGAAGAGGAGGACGAAAUUUCGGCUGAAUUGUGGCAGGAAGCUUGUUGGGUGGUUAUCUCUGCUUACUUUGAUGAGAAAGGCUUAGUACGUCAGCAGUUGGACAGUUUUGACGAAUUCAUUCAAAUGAGCGUUCAACGUAUUGUUGAGGAAGCACCGGCAGUGGAACUUCAAACUGAGUUACAACAUACAACAGGAGAAAUUGAGGCACCAACCAAAUUUACUUUGAAAUUUGGCCAAAUCUAUUUGUCUAAACCUACUCAUUGGGAAAAGGAUGGUGCUCCAACUCCGCUUAUGCCUAACGAGGCUCGUCUUCGCAAUCUGACAUAUUCAUCACCUCUAUAUGUUGAUAUUGUCAAAACAAUUUCAAAAGAAGGAGAAGAGGAUAAUGUUCAGCAUUACAAUAAAGUAUUUAUUGGAAAGAUUCCAAUUAUGUUAAGAUCGAGUUAUUGUGUUCUUUCAAAUUUAACGGACAGAGACUUGACUGAACUCAACGAAUGUCCUCUUGAUCCUGGUGGUUAUUUUGUCAUUAAUGGUAGCGAGAAGGUAUUGAUUGCUCAGGAAAAGAUGGCUACAAAUACGGUUUAUGUUUUUGCCAUGAAAGAUGGAAAAUAUAUGUACAAAACAGAAUGUCGCUCUUAUUUGGAAGGGUCGAGUCGUCCAGCUUCUACACUUUGGGUCAACAUGACAAACAGAGGAGGUAAAUCAGCUAAAACUGCUACUGGCCAGAAAAUUGUUGCAAUAAUUCCAUAUAUUAAACAAGAAAUCAAUGUUAUUAUUCUCUUUCGUGCUCUUGGUUUUGUUUCUGAUCGAGAUAUUUUAGAACACAUUAUUUACGAUUUUGAUGAUCAAGAAAUGAUGGAACUUUUAAAGCCAAGUUUGGAUGAAGCUUUUGUGGUUCAGGAACAACAAGUUGCUUUAAAUUUUAUUGGUACACGAGGAGCCAAACCAGGUGUAACCAAAGAAGCACGUAUUCGCUACGCAAAAGAAAUCCUUCAAAAAGAAAUGCUUCCACACUAUUUCCUCGGUUAUAUGGUACAUCGUCUUUUGUUGGCUGCUUUGGGACGUCGUGAACUUGAUGAUCGUGAUCACAUGGGAAACAAACGAUUGGAACUUGCUGGUCCUUUGUUGGCAUUUCUCUUUCGUGCUCUUUUUAGAAAUUUGCUUAAAGAAGUUCGUCUGGUUGCUCAAAAAUAUAUCAACAAAAAUGGAGAUUUCAAUUUGGAUGUCUGUGUUCGACCAACAAUAAUUACUCGAGGCCUUGCUUAUUCACUUGCAACAGGAAAUUGGGGCGAACAGAAGAAAGCACAUCAAACACGAGCUGGCGUUAGUCAAGUCCUCAACCGUCUUACAUAUACAGCUACACUUUCACAUUUACGUCGUUGUAAUUCACCUAUCGGCCGUGAAGGAAAAUUGGCAAAGCCUCGUCAAUUACACAAUACUCAAUGGGGAAUGGUUUGCCCUGCUGAAACACCUGAAGGUCAAGCUGUCGGUUUAGUAAAGAAUUUGGCUUUGAUGGCUUAUAUUUCUGUUGGAUCGAUGCCUGCACCAAUUUUGGAAUUUCUUGAAGAAUGGAGUAUGGAGAAUUUGGAAGAAGUUUCUCCUCUCUCAAUUGCUGACAGUACAAAAAUCUUCGUCAAUGGUUCAUGGGUUGGCAUUCAUCGAAAUCCAGAUCAAUUAAUGGCUACACUUUUAAAACUUCGUCGUCAAAUGGAUAUUAUUGUCAGUGAAGUCAGCAUGGUUCGAGAUAUUCGUGAUCGAGAAAUUCGAAUCAACACUGAUCAGGGACGAAUUUGCCGACCUCUUUUAAUUGUGGAGAAUGGAAAAUUAAAGUUGAAGAGACGACAUAUUGAAUUAUUAAAAGAACGUGGGACGGGUGAACAACAAUUUUCAUGGUCUGACUUGGUUGCUGGUGGAGUUGUUGAACUUAUUGAUGCUAUGGAGGAAGAGACUAUAAUGGUUGCAAUGGUCCCAGAAGACUUGAAGGCUGGUGGUUAUUGUGACACUUACACUCAUUGUGAAAUUCAUCCGGCAAUGAUUUUGGGUGUUUGUGCUUCAAUUAUACCAUUUCCUGACCACAAUCAAAGUCCAAGAAACACAUACCAAAGUGCUAUGGGAAAACAAGCGAUGGGCGUUUAUACAACAAAUUUCCACGUUCGAAUGGAUACUCUCGCACAUGUUCUCUAUUAUCCACAAAAACCGUUGGUAACAACUCGUUCAAUGGAAUAUUUACGUUUUAAUGAGCUUCCAGCGGGAAUUAAUGCAAUUGUUGCAAUUCUUUCAUAUGGUGGAUACAAUCAAGAAGACUCGGUUAUAAUGAAUCAAUCGGGAAUUGAUCGUGGCCUUUUCCGUUCUGUUUUCUACCGGUCUUAUAGAGACCAAGAAUCAAAUAUCGACAAUGUUAAUGAAGAAUUGAUUGAAAAACCAACGCAUGACAAGUGUAAAGGUAAAAAAUUUUCAAGGAAAAAUGGAUGGAUUUUUUUAGAGUUUUGGGUAUUUACUGGCGCGGGGAUAAUCUUACAUACGGGAUUAGGUUGUUGGUUCUUGUAAAAUCUCUCAAGAUUC
This is a messenger RNA of Meloidogyne enterolobii, 3073 nucleotides long. The record is from the annotation of a GenBank genome assembly. Lineage: Eukaryota; Metazoa; Nematoda; Chromadorea; Rhabditida; Meloidogynidae.